UUAGAGAAGGAAAAGACCAGCAAACUCAACUGGAAAGUUUGCUUCUCAGUUACCUCGGGUAAAGGAAAAUUUUUAAAAAGACAUCGGAGCAUUUUCCCCGACCUCAGGAGUGGUCAACUGUUUAAAUCCAGGCAAUAAAGGGGAGGAGUUAGGCUGAGUUCCUCCCCUUCUCCCGGGAACUUUAUCUUUCCAAACGUGAUCCAGGCUAGAGUUUGAACAGCAAGGAGAAGCUGCACACCCUGAACUUUCCCAAUGGUUUCGGUGACCAGAACCGUGUUUGGAGAGCUGCCCUCGGGGGGAGGGACAGUGGAGAAAUUCCAGCUUCGGUCAGACCAGCUGAGUGUGGACAUCAUCUCAUGGGGCUGCACGAUCACUGCUCUGCAGGUCAAAGACAGGCAGGGGAAAGCCUCAGACGUGGUGCUUGGCUUUGCGGAAUUGGAAGGUUACCUCCAGAAGCAGCCCUACUUUGGAGCAGUGGUUGGGAGGGUAGCCAACCGAAUUGCCAAAGGAAGAUUCACCAUAGGUGGGAAGGAGUACCACCUUCCCGUUAACAGAGAGCCCAACAGUCUCCAUGGCGGAUUCACAGGGUUUGAUAAGGUCCUCUGGACCCCUCAGGUGUUGACCGAUGGCGUCCAGUUCUUCCGAGUCAGUCCAGAUGGUGAGGAAGGCUACCCUGGAGAGCUGAAAGUCUGGGUGACAUAUACCCUGGAUGGUGGGGAGCUUGUAAUCAACUACAGAGCACAGGCCAGCCAGACCACUCCAGUUAAUCUGACCAACCAUUCUUAUUUCAACCUAGCAGGCCAGGGCUCCCCAAAUAUAUAUGACCACGAAGUCACCAUUGCAGCAGAUGCGUAUUUGCCCGUGGAUGAGACUCUGAUUCCAACAGGAGUCAUUGCUCCAGUGGAAGGAACUGCCUUCGACCUGAGAAAGCCAGUGGAGCUUGGAAAACACCUGCAGGAUUACCACAUCCAUGGCUUCGACCAUAAUUUCUGUCUGAAGGAGUCAAAAGAAAAGAAGUUUUGUGCAAGGGUGCGUCACGCUGCAAGUGGGAGGAUCCUGGAAGUACAUACCACACAGCCAGGCGUCCAGUUUUACACAGGAAACUUCUUGGACGGUACUCUGAAAGGCAAGAACGGUGCGGUGUAUCCCAAGCACUCAGGUCUCUGCCUCGAGACCCAGAACUGGCCUGAUGCGGUCAAUCAGCCCCAGUUCCCUCCGGCGCUGCUGAAGCCUGGAGAGGAAUACAACCACACUACCUGGUUCAAGUUCUCUGUUGCUUAAAGAAGACGGAAGAUGGGACCCGGUCCCCACUCACUCACCUGCCUCGCUUUGAAAGUAAUCCUGCCUGUUAAAUCAUACAGAUCAUAGCAGCCAUAAUAAUCAAUGUGAAUACUGAUACCCUUUCCCAGCAGCUGGCUACAGGCUAUGUCUAAUGACCCAGCUCUGUUCUCUGUCUAGUGCCAUCACCUAAGGUCUGAUCCUGGUAGAGAAGUGGUCCUCUGGACUCUCCUGAUUUCAAAGGCUCCAUCUUUCCAUCCUGGUUCCAUCUUGUCUAUUUUCUUUAACACCUUCCUUUUGUUGACAGAACUCUGUUUUCCUGCCUCCUCUUUGACCUCAGACUACUCCCUCCAGAAGUUUUAACCAGGUCUUGAGUUCAAGCUGUGAGAAUUAAAGUCCCCCUCUGUGCCUCUACCUCAAUCUGCCUGAACAUUCCUAGGGUCACUGAAGGACAAGCAGGGUCUUGGACCCUGCUCCAUCAGAGCCUUUCUUCUCAGACUUAGCGUAGGAGCUAGAAAUGGCUGAGCAGUGAAGAACACACACUGCUCUUGCAGAGAACCAGAGUCCACCCUGUCAGGCUCUAGGGGAACAAGCACCCUCUCUUCUAGCCUCUGGGAAUCCCACACUCAUGCACACCCAUCCACAACAGUUAAAAAUAAAUCUUAAAUGGUGAAAAAAAAAAUCAGUUUAAAAGCAUUAGAGUGAGUUGAACUAUCUUUUUAGAGAUGGUGUGAUUUAAACUGUAAGAUCCAAAUACUAAUUUCAAUUUUUCUGCCUUUGAGUUUAACUAGGAGCUUGGCUAAGGUGUAGCAAGACGCACAGGCAUAGGAGGCAGGAGCCUCACACCAACAGUGCCCAUAGCAUUCAACUUUGCACUAGAAGUAGAUGCUCCCUUGAGAUGAAAUGGGUGGAGGCUCCUCAUUUCCUCAAAGAUGACGUCAUCGCCGAUGUGCUGCUGAUUUUGAAAAAAAUAUAUAUAGUUUAUGUUAUUAUCUGCUACAAUCAGUUCAAAUAAAACCAAAAAUGUCCUCUUCAGAUGA
Molecule: messenger RNA, 2318 nt
Organism: Mus caroli (Ryukyu mouse)
Lineage: Eukaryota; Metazoa; Chordata; Mammalia; Rodentia; Muridae
Gene: Galm
Product: galactose mutarotase
Biological process (GO): beta-D-galactose catabolic process via UDP-galactose, Leloir pathway; glucose metabolic process
Molecular function (GO): aldose 1-epimerase activity; carbohydrate binding
Source: RefSeq, a predicted model, not a curated record